AUGAAUAAUGCAUUUGAUCCAGAAAUAUUUAAGAAUAAAGCUAUCUUGGCCCCCACCAAUGAGAUGGUUGAUACAAUCAAUGAUUACGUCAUGUCUAGCAAGGAAAGGGUUUACCUAAGUUCAGACAGUAUUUGCAAAGAAGAUGGACAAGUGGACCUUGAUAAACAGAAAUUCUCGGUUGAAUAUCUCAACACAAUCAAGUGUUCAGGAUUACUGAGUCAUGAAAUUAAAUUGAAAGAAGGAUGCAUAAUAAUGCUUCUCAGAAAUAUUGAUCCAUCUAAUGAGCUUUGCAAUGGCACUAGGCUGAUAGUAACUCAACUUGGGGAACGCGUAAUUGAAGGCAAACUCAUUUCAGGAAAAAAUGCUGGCAAGAAGUUUCCCAUAGCUAGAAUGAUUAUGAGUCCAUCAGAUUUCGCUAAAUUUCCAAUUCGGUUUCAGAGAAGGCAAUUUCCUGUCCCUUAUUCGAUGCGCGAGCAAAUCAAUCGUGUGGCAGUUGAGAUCAGUACGUACAACAAUAUUAGUUACCUAUCGACAGUAGUCUCGAGACUAAACGAAAUUGGCGGUUUUGCACUGGAGAAUACGUUCAGGCAUGGGUGCUUUGGGAUGAUGUUGGAUUGGCAGCCGGGCCAGAAGUGCAAUGCUGCAUUGCACCAUAUUGUCUCUCGUCAUCUUAAGAUCACGAGAGACGAUGAGGAUGAUGAGAUCUGCUUCUACAUCAACGGGAGGAACGUUGAGUUUACUCCGAGAGAUUUCGCUCUCGUGACAGGAUUGUCCUUUGGGGAUGAUCCUUUUGACCCCGAGGCUGAGCACGAUCUGAGUCGGGCUCAUACAUUUAGACAAUUUUGCCGCUCUCAACCGGUGUCAGUGCGGGAGCUGGCGGAUAUAUAUUUCGACACCGUCAAUCCAGUGGUUGACACCGACGGCGGGUUGUACCUCCGUGUGGCCCACUUGUUGGUGCUACACGCAUUUGUAUUAGGAGUGGACGUGCGCCGACCCGUGCAGUCCUGGACUUGGAAGCUGGUGGAUGAUUUGCCGACCUUUUCCAGAUUUCCUUGGGGAUCGUGCGCGUAUAGAAGCUUGAACUACAGGUUGAAGCACAGCACAAUCAAAAAGGAUUGUAAAAAGUAUCACUUCUACGGUCCUUCUUGGGCCCUAUUCAUUUGGGGUCUUGAGAAAAUUCCCUAUUUGGGCCCAGCCAUAGCCAUAUGCAAUGCGGGGGUUUACCCUAGAUUUCGGAGGUGGACGUUCGUGAAGACCAAGUUGGAUGGGUUACAGAGUUAUUUUGAGUCUCCGGAGAACGGGAUAUGGGAGAUGGUCCCCGAUGAGUACGAGGCCAAGACAUCUUACUAG
This is a messenger RNA of Salvia miltiorrhiza (redroot sage), 1350 nucleotides long. RefSeq lists its product as uncharacterized. The transcript has 3 exons. NCBI's taxonomy places the organism in Eukaryota, Viridiplantae, Streptophyta, Magnoliopsida, Lamiales, Lamiaceae. The coding region runs from base 1 to 1350 and encodes 449 amino acids. The record is from RefSeq and is a predicted model, not a curated record.